CAUGUCUGUGAAAAUUCUAAUUUUAUUAGGGCUAAUUGUAUUUAUUACUUAGUAAUUGGUGGCUAGAUGUACUUGUUAGUAAUUAUUUUGGAAAGAAGAAUGUUUGAUAGGAGGGUGCUUUUGGAAAAAUAAUAUUUGUAUUUAAGUGGGUUGUGAAAACAGAAUUAGUGAAUCAGAAUGCAAUUAAAUCACAGCAACUGAUGAUUGGAAUCCAAAUUGUAAGUGGAUUAAUGAAAAAUGUUAUGACAUAGAUACUUACAGCUGUGGUUAUACAUGUGAAAAUUCAACCAUCUGUGAACCUGAUAUCAAUGGAGCUUGUGAAAUAAAAUAUAUUUUAAAUAGAAAACAUUGUACAGACUUUUCAACUAAUAAUUGUAAUCAACAAUUGAGUACUUAUGAGUUUUGUGAAAAACAUGAUCAUGCAUGCACUUUGGUGACAUAUGAUACAAAAUGCAAUCAAAUUCUUACAGAAAAAGCUUGUUUAGGUUUAGGAUGCUAUUGGGAUAAUAGAAAUACCUUAUAUAAAUGUAAUUCUAAGGAUUGUUUCUAUUUUGAUAAAUAAAAUUGCUCCUGGGCUAUUAAUAGUUAGAGGAAAUUCACAUUUUGUAAUUGGAAUGAAACAAGAGCUUUUUGUUAAGAAUCAAAUAAUACAACACCAUUUACUAAUAUCUCUAGAUGCAGUAUAGAUUCCAAUUUUAUAUAUCAUUUUGAUAACAGUACUGGAAAUCAAACAUGUUAAGCAUGUGUUGAUCCAUCAGAAUUAUAUACUCAUUUAUUGAAGAUCCUAUCACUUACAAUAAUGAGUCUUUAUUGA
Molecule: messenger RNA, 814 nt
Organism: Paramecium pentaurelia
Lineage: Eukaryota; Ciliophora; Oligohymenophorea; Peniculida; Parameciidae
Source: the annotation of a GenBank genome assembly